Dipodomys ordii (Ord's kangaroo rat) is the source of this 519-nucleotide messenger RNA. Its product is annotated as trafficking protein particle complex subunit 2-like protein. The coding region runs from base 14 to 385 and encodes 123 amino acids. Gene Ontology annotation, biological process: endoplasmic reticulum to Golgi vesicle-mediated transport. The record is from RefSeq and is a predicted model, not a curated record. The transcript is spliced from 3 exons. NCBI's taxonomy places the organism in Eukaryota, Metazoa, Chordata, Mammalia, Rodentia, Heteromyidae. Gene Ontology annotation, cellular component: TRAPP complex; cytoplasm; nucleus.
CAGUGCCCAAGGAAUGUCCUGGCCUGGGCCUUUGCUGGGAUUGGUAGGCGUCAGGCUUCUCCAGAAUGAGGCACACAGAGAUCCCAGGUUCCCAGGCUCUCGACCAGGAUGUGUGUCAUUUGUUGUAACCGAGUCCUUGUGUCAAAGCAAACUCCUUAACCGGCUAUGCAGAUACGGGUAUGUGACCAACUCCAAGGUGAAGUUUGUCAUGGUGGUGGAUUCCUCCAACACAGCCCUUCGGGACAAUGAAAUUCGUAGCAUGUUCCGUAAGCUGCACAAUUCCUACACAGAUGUGAUGUGCAACCCCUUCUACAACCCUGGUGACCGCAUCCAGUCCAGAGCCUUCGACAACAUGGUGACGUCAAUGAUGAUCCAGGUCUGCUGAGAGGCGGCUCUGCUGCUGAAGACAGACGUGUGCACGCCUGUUUGGAGUCGGCCAUCCCUGCCUCUUGCUGAGUGUGACAGGUGCCCCGGCGGUGGCCUUGUGCCACGUCCUCCACUAAAGGCCUUGUGAGCUGA